CAGGUGGGAAAGAAAAACAAAUCCCCUGCUUCUGUUUUCCUCCCCGCUUCAUCGCCGUCGCCGCCGACGCCGCCGACGCCGCCGACGCCGCCAUGAACCAGCCGGUGCAGAAGAACACCCUCUACGUAGGUGGGCUCGCGGAGGAGGUGGACGAGAAGAUCCUGCACGCGGCGUUCGUGCCGUUCGGGGAGGUCAAGGACGUCAAGACGCCGCUCGACCAGGCCACGCAGAAGCACCGCUCCUUCGGCUUCGUCACCUUCCUCGAGCGCGAGGACGCCGCCGCCGCCAUGGACAACAUGGACGGCGCCGAGCUCUUCGGCCGCGUCCUCACCGUGAACUACGCCUUCCCCGAGAAAAUCAAGGGAGGGGAGCAGGGAUGGGCCGCCCAGCCAGUUUGGGCGGAUGCGGAUACUUGGUUUGAGAGGCAGCAGCAAGAAGAGGAAAUGAAGCGCCUUCAGACAGAGCAGAAUGCAGCAAUGAAAGAAGCAGAAAGGCUUCACAGGGAGAAAGUAGCCGCAGAAAAGAACGGUGAAACGGAUGAAGCAGAUCCCAUGGCUGUGGCGGAAGCUCAGGCCGUGAACUAGAGGCUGUUAAAUCCUUCGAUACUAACAUUGGAACAAGUACUGUAUGCAUUCUCAGUCAAUCUGUGUAACUUCUUGCUGUUUUCUGUCAGCGAACUUGCUAGGGUUGUUAACUAAUCCUAUUUCUUGAAGAGAUGGUUCUGCUCAUUCUGUCCGUGUAUCUCUUGACAUGGAAUUUGUGUUUACGGUAGCAUGGAUGUUUCUGUGUUCAGUUAUGCUGUUACAUGUUA
Hordeum vulgare subsp. vulgare (domesticated barley) is the source of this 811-nucleotide messenger RNA. RefSeq names its product peptidyl-prolyl cis-trans isomerase E. The transcript is spliced from 3 exons. NCBI's taxonomy places the organism in Eukaryota, Viridiplantae, Streptophyta, Magnoliopsida, Poales, Poaceae. The coding region runs from base 93 to 584 and encodes 163 amino acids. The record is from RefSeq and is a predicted model, not a curated record. Gene Ontology annotation, molecular function: RNA binding.